Tuber aestivum (summer truffle) is the source of this 1343-nucleotide messenger RNA. NCBI's taxonomy places the organism in Eukaryota, Fungi, Ascomycota, Pezizomycetes, Pezizales, Tuberaceae. The record is from the annotation of a GenBank genome assembly.
CUGAUCUAAUCUUAUCUUUAUCUUUUGAUCUCAUCUAAGCGCCCUAUCAUAUCACCACACAGUUGUAUUCCCUGCCCUUAUGAUCCAGAACACUUGCAUCAACAACCUGUACAGUGCUCGGGAAGGCUUUCAUAAGCUAUUCGAGUAUGUUCAACAGUUCCCAGACCUUGUCGACCUCAGAUGUCUAUUAUUCAACAACCCCAAUUGAUCUCAAAGCCCCAUACAAUGUGACAACGGCUGGCCGGAAGACGAUUCUUAUUACCGGAGGAGCUCGUGGCCUCGGUGAAGGGAUGUUAAGGAACUUUGCGAAACUCGGGUGAAUUUCUUGAGAUCCCAGCUCUUCUUAUGAGAGAAACUAAUAGCGAACCAGAGCUACCGUGAUAGUCGGCGACCUUAACGAGACCCGCGGGGAGUCGGUUAUUGCAGAACUCCGAAAGAGCUCGGGCAAUCUAAAGUACGUUCGUUUUCCGCACAUGACACUUGUUUGCGUGCGCACAAAAGCCUCACGUGCGAAUUUCGAAAUUUGGCCUUUUUGACGAAAAUAAUAACUCACUGAUAUAACCCCGUGAUCCCUACUCCGGAACAGUGUCCAUUUUUUAUCUCUCGAUGUCACAUCCUAUGCUUCACAAUGUGAAUUCUUCCGUAGCGCCCGGAAACUUUCACCGACGGGAAAGAUCACAACCGUAAUCGCGAAUGCAGGUGUCGCCGAGCUAGGUUCUUUCAUAGAAUCUUCUCCAACAAAAAUCCCUCUCGAUGUUGACCCUCCCGAACCAGACAUGACAACCGUGGACGUGAACUUUAAAGGGGUUUUAUACACAACAAAGCUUGCACUUCACCAUCUACGGUCAUCUCCUGUUGGCCAGAGGGAACUCAUCCUUGUCGGAUCAAUGUCAAGCUUCGCUAGCGGACCAAUGAUGGCAAUUUACUCUGCUACUAAGCAUGGAGUUUUGGGAUUGUUCCGGUCGAUAAGAUUGUUUCCCAGUAAACGCGACGGUGUCCGGAUCAAUAUGAUAUGCCCAUACUUUGUGGAUACGCCAAUAGUUCCUAUUGGGGGCAAGGUGAUGCUGGCAGGGCUACAGAUCGCAGUAUUAGACGACGUGGUCGACGCUGUCUCAAGAUUGGUCUGCGAUGAGGGGAUUGCUGGAAGAUGCCUUGCCAUCGCACCCCCCCAAGCAGGGGGUGUCAUAGAGGUCGGGGUUCAAGAGAUGGAAAAUGUGGAUGCGUUCUGCAAGAAGGUAGUUAAAGCAAUGAAUAUGCAGAGCAAGAUGGAGAUUUUCACAAAGUUUCUUGUGGAUAUCGUGUGGCUUUUGGUGGUGGGACCUGUGCUCAGACUCCUCAGGGAG